AUGGCUUUAUACCGGAUCGAUCUUGUGAAAGAUGCUACAGGAAAGCAGACUGCCAACCCUCGAUCUAUUUCCCUUUCCUACAGGCAACUUCGAGGGGACCUCAUCCUUACUUUCCGUAUUAUGAAUAACCUGGAUAGUUGCUUCGUCUCCGACUAUUUGUUUACCCAGGCUAAUACGCGAACUUUGCGCGGACAUCCCCUUAAACCACGCCCCGGCAAAGCAGGGAUCGACGGACGAAAGUUCUUCUCCAUUAACAGCGUAGUUGCAGCAUGGAACGCCCUUCCCGAAGAGAAUAUGCGGUACGGUUCGCUAACGGACAUCUAUCUGUAUAAGAAAUACUGGAUCCAGAAAGAGAAAAAUAGUUUUCGAGUGAACGCGUUUGACAGCACAACCCUGACAGUGGUCUAUGAGGUCGCUGUUGAUAAUCAUCGCGGGUUCUUACGUUGUCGCCAACUUGUCGGUGGACUCUGCGGUCUGCUUAAUCGCACCUCUGUGAAGCUGCCAGGACUUUUACAGGCCCCUUCUCGUUUCGACCCCAUUGUCCCCGAUGAGCUCCUCUUGCAUCACCCCCGUGAUGCUAUGUGA
Molecule: messenger RNA, 585 nt
Organism: Dibothriocephalus latus
Lineage: Eukaryota; Metazoa; Platyhelminthes; Cestoda; Diphyllobothriidea; Diphyllobothriidae
Source: the annotation of a GenBank genome assembly